Molecule: messenger RNA, 1888 nt
Organism: Vollenhovia emeryi
Lineage: Eukaryota; Metazoa; Arthropoda; Insecta; Hymenoptera; Formicidae
Product: short/branched chain specific acyl-CoA dehydrogenase, mitochondrial-like
Exons: 1
Coding region: 233-1483 (416 amino acids)
Cellular component (GO): mitochondrion
Molecular function (GO): flavin adenine dinucleotide binding; acyl-CoA dehydrogenase activity
Source: RefSeq, a predicted model, not a curated record
UCAAAUCUUUAUCAGUCGCGUGUCGGGUGUAUACCGGACAGUAUAAAUGCCACGUCACAAACGUAACACGUGAUACCAACAGAGUGAUUCGACAGUCUUCAGCGAGCACGAGUCGCGUGCACGAGUCAUCCUCCGAUUCACAUACACACAUCACGCUCUACCGAUCGUAUUCCCCGCGAGUAUUCCUUUCUCUCGUUUCUGCCCGAGGAAAACGUAGCAAAACGCGCCCAUUAUGUAUGCGUCCACAUCGCGUCUCGUUCUACGCCGGGCGCAGCGAGAGCUGGCCGCGACGAGGCAGCUGCACCUACACGCGUCGCGUCUCCGGCAGCACACGGGUCCGCUGACGCAACUCACGGACGACGAGUUAAUGACGAAGGAGAUGGUCGGCAAAUUGGCCAGGCAAGAGAUCGCGCCGCUCGUGCGGAAGAUGGAGGAGGAGCGGCGAAUAGACGACGGCGUGUUCCGCAAGCUCUUCGAGAACGGCCUGAUGGGCAUCGAGGUGCCGACGGAGUACGGCGGCACCGGCAGCAGCUUCAUGAGCACGAUUCUAGCCCUCGAGGAGAUCUCCAAGGUCGACGCGGCGGUGACCGUGCCGGUCGACAUCCAGAACACGCUGAUAAACUCGCUGAUCCUCAAGCUCGGCACCGAGGAGCAGAAGCGGCGCUACUUGCCCAGGCUGGUCCAGGACUCCGUGGGCUGUUUCUGCCUGACGGAGCCCGGCUCGGGCUCGGACGCCUUCGCCAUGAGAACCGAGGCGAGGAGAGAGGGCGCCGACUACGUCGUCAACGGCACGAAGAUGUGGAUCUCGAGCUCGGACGUGGCGCGGGUCUUCGUGCUGUUCGCCAACGCGGACCCGGCCGCCGGUUAUCGCGGCAUCACGGCCUUCCUCGUGGACCGCGACACGCCCGGGCUGACGGUGAACAAGCCCGAGAGUAAGCUGGGCAUCAAGGCGUCGGGCACCUGCAUGGUGCACUUCGACAACGUCAGGAUACCCGGGGAGAAUCUGCUGGGCGAGUUCGGGCACGGGUACAAAUACGCGGCCGGGUUUCUCAACGAGGGUAGAAUCGGCAUCGGCGCGCAGAUGAUUGGCAUCGCGCAGGGCUGCCUGGACGCGACCGUGCCGUACACCCUGGAGAGAAAGCAGUUCGGCAAGGACAUCUUCUCCUUCCAGAGCCUGCAGCAUCAGAUAGCGCAGGCGGCGACGGAGCUGGAGUGCGCCCGGCUGCUCGUCUACAACGCGGCGAGACUGGUGGAGGCUAAGAAGGACUUCAUGAAGGAGGCGGCUAUGGCCAAGCUCUUCGCAUCCGAGACCGCGUGCCGUAUCACGGCCAAGUGCAUUGACUUCAUGGGCGGCGUCGGCUUCACGACCGACUUCCCGCAAGAGAAGUACUACAGGGACGCGAAAAUCGGCACCAUUUACGAGGGCACGAGCAACAUGCAGUUGUCGACGAUCGCGAAAUGUAUUCGAAAGCAAUAUUCCUAGAGGGGCUACGAGCGCAAUUACUCCUAGAAUUACGGUUUGCAGAUUAGUUUGUAUCGUCUUUCUUAGGUUUUUGACAAUAUAACGCGUGUACGUAAACAAAAAUGUACUUGUACGUAAGUUGAGUAAGUUCGAAAGCCUAAAAAUAAUAAAUUCGGAAAGGAAAGUAUAAAAUCUAGCAAUAUAAAAAAAGUAUCUUAUCACACUACAUAUUGUAUUUUUCUAAGUAUUGAGAAAAGUCGAAGAACGUGCGCAUUAACGUUGGUAGAUUGUUAAUGAAUCAUUCCGUACAGCACAAAUCUCCAAGAGAGCCUUGGAGUCGCCUUUAGGUCCUUAGAUCCUAAGGACCUAAAGGUGUUGCCAAGAGAUGAUCUUUGCAGAUUUCCGUAUAAGACUUGAACCUCCCUU